Messenger RNA from Sycon ciliatum, 2394 nucleotides. RefSeq names its product glycine amidinotransferase, mitochondrial-like. The record is from RefSeq and is a predicted model, not a curated record. The transcript is spliced from 8 exons. Gene Ontology annotation, molecular function: amidinotransferase activity. NCBI's taxonomy places the organism in Eukaryota, Metazoa, Porifera, Calcarea, Leucosolenida, Sycettidae. Bases 264 to 1502 code for a protein of 412 amino acids. Gene Ontology annotation, cellular component: mitochondrion.
GAGCAUGAUGAUUGAUGAGCGCGAGCAUGAGCUGAGCUGAAGAGACGCAUAUGCGCGGCAUAGCUGCAUAGAUUCUCUUGCGGGCUAGACGACACUGUGACAGUGACACAUUUGUUUCAGCCCACUGAAUAAAUUUUAUCUUUGCGGAAGGCUGAAGCGUUUUGCCCUGUCGGAUCGUUGUUGCUCGUUGUUUACGGAAGGCCCGGUUCCAGAGUAUUUCCGGAAUCCUGCGGAGGAAGUAAGGGUGUAGAUCUGACAGCAGCAUGGCUACGAAUGGCUGCACACACGACAGUUUGUCUCUCUCAACCAACAAAGUGAACGCCUGGACGGAAUGGGGCAAGCUGAACGAGAUCUGCGUCGGCCGCGCGGAUGGUGCCUGCUAUCCAGAGUUUGAGCCAACAUGGCAGACUCAGUUCCGGUCUAACCCGGAGCUGCGCGACGUCAUCCCAUUUCCGUUGGGACCCAGGCUCAAGUCGGUGAUCAAGAGAGCCAAUGUGCAGCUUGACGCCAUGGCAGAUAUGCUGGAAGGUGAAGGCAUUGUUGUACACCGCACUUUGCCCAUGGACUUCAGUGUACCUGUCAAAACUCCUGAUUUUGAGAGUCCAUACGGUUUCUGCAACACAUGCCCACGGGACACCAUCAUCACCCUUGGGAAUGUGGUUCUUGAGGCCACCAUGUCACGGCGCUCUCGAUACUUCGAGUACCUGGGCACACGCCACAUUGUCCAACAUCUCUUCAACAACGACAAGAAGAUGCUGUGGAAGGCAGCUCCCAAGCCAAGCAUGGCGGAUUCCAUGUACGACACCAGCUUCUGGAAUGAGCGAGACGCUCGCAAGAAGGAACGAAUGGAGAAAAGCAUCUUCCGCUAUCCGCUGAAUGACAAGGAGCCUGCGUUUGACGCGGCCGACAUGACACGCAUGGGUGCUGACGUCAUCAUUCAGCACAGUGCAGUGACAAAUAAACCAGGUCUCGAGUGGCUACGACGUGAACUCGAUGGUCACGUCAACUUCAGAACCAUCCAUUCAUCAAUGGAGGACACUCCCAUACAUAUUGACUGUACGCUGGUGCCUAUUCGUCCGCCGACGGCCGGAUCUCGGGGCAUCAUGAUGGGCUGUCCAUCACCACAACGUGUACUGGUGGAUGCCGAGAUGGAGCAGUUCAGACAGAGCGGCUUUGACAUUCUGAUGGCGCCAGAACCGACUAUGGGCAAUGACACUCUGCCAGUGAUGUGCGAGUGGGGGAAAUGGCUCAGCAUGAACCUACUCCAGAUCUCACCGAACAAGGUGAUCAUUGAGGAGAGUGAGAUAUCGCUGGCGAAAUGGUUCGAGGACCUAGGUAUGGAAGUGUUGAAGAUCCCGUACCGCGAUGUGUUUGAGUUUGGUGGCUCCAUCCACUGCUCUACCUGGGACAUCAACCGAGAUGACGAGAAGAAGAGCUACAUGAAGUGCGACAACUUUGAGCUGCCCGAGCACACUAAUGGAUACCCUGGCUACGUUUCAUGAUCAGAAUCUGAGGCACGUUCACAACUUCUCGGUGAUUUCCCAGUAAGCCACCACUCUUCUAACGUUAUUAAUGUCACUAGGAUCCAGUUUUCACAGCAUUUCUACACUUUCAAAACGUGCGGAUGUUUGCAAUAGCAAGCCUAUGGCUUGUGGCUAUUUGCUCCCAUUUGCGGCAAUAGUCGCAAGCUCUUUUUUUCUCUUUCUUUCCUAGACCAAUUGUGGUUCAUUUGUAGGCACACAUACAUUUCAACUGUGCUGCAUGUUUGCUGUGCCCUAGCAGGCUGUGUAUUUUCAAUGAUUUCACCUAAUUUCAAAUUUACAAUCAAAUCAACUGCUGAAUAUUUGAUUUCAAAUCAGUAAAAAAAAUUAAAACACACACACAACAGAGGCGAAAGGCUGUGUAGUUGUUGCUUCUUUUAAAAAAGUUUCGCGCAUUUCAGCGAUCAUCAGACGGCAGCAUUUGCCCCCCCCCCCCAAAAUCAUAUGUUUUGGUUGUGUUACUGAUUCAUCCGUUUCUAGCGCUCUGCAUUGCUUUCGCUCUGCGAACACAUUGCUUUCGCUCACAACCUUUGCUGUAAUCAUUCUCUACCCGCCUUUCACCAGGCUUGCUAACCUACAAAAUCCCAAACGUGCAGUCCUGGUCAGAGAAAUUCGACUUCAUGAAUAAAGUUACGGUGGACGCUACAUGGCACUACAUGGCACUACUAUCUAUAUUCAUGAGGUCGAAUUUCUCUUGCCAGAACUUUAGUAUGAUUUUUUGCACUACAGAAAAGUGUUCUUGUUAGUGUUAGUGUUUGCUGUUGCAUCUCUUAGGUGAGUCAUUGCUGACACUGUCAUUGCUGCUGCUUUUUCUUCACACCCUGGGCAAGACAGUCACACUGGUUGACAGUGA